CCACCGGCCCGCACCGCCCCCGCGCAGGGCGGGAGCCGCGCGCUUAUUCGGCGGGGAGCAGCGCGGCCAGCCGCCGGCUGCCGCUGCGGGAUGCUGCGCUCCACGUCCACCGUCACUCUGCUCUCGGGCGGCGGCGCCAGGGCGCCCAGCAGGAGGGCAAAUGUCUGCAGACUGCGGCUGACCAUACCCCCCGAGAGUCCAACCUCAGAGUCAGGUGAAAAGAAGGUUGGAAGAAAAGAACAACACCUUGACCUAAGCAAUGGGGAGCCAACCAGGAAACUUCCUCAGGGUGUUGUCUACGGCGUGGUGCGGAGAUCGGAUCCAAAUGAGCAGAAGGAAAUGGUGGUUUACGGGUGGUCCACCAAUCAGCUGAAAGAAGAGAUGAACUACAUCAGAGACGUGAGAGCCACUUUGGAAAAAGUAAGGAAGCGAAUGUAUGGAGACUAUGAUGAAAUGAGACAGAAGAUUCGACAGCUCACCCAGGAAUUGUCAGCUUCCCAGGCUCGGCAGGAAUAUCUCGAGAAUCAUGUCCAGGCACAGUCGUCGGCCCUGGACAGUUUUAAUGCCACGAACUCAGCCUUAACGUCGGACUCCAUCGGCCUGCAGAAAACCCUGGUGGAUGUUACUUUGGAAAAUAGCAGCAUUAAGGAUCAAAUGAGAGAUCUGCAGCAGACCUACGAAGCAUCCAUGGGCCAGCUGCGGGAAAAGCAGAGGCAGCUGGAGGUAGCGCAAGUUGAAAACCAGCUGCUGAAGAUGAAGGUGGAAUCCUCCCAGGAAGCCAACGCCGAGGUGAUGAGAGAGAUGACCAAGAGGCUGUACAGCCAGUACGAAGAGAAGCUGCAGGAAGAGCGGCAGAACCACAGCGCUGAGAAGGAGGCUCUCCUGGAAGAAACCAAGAAUUUUCUGAAAGCUAUUGAAGAAGCCAAUAAAAAGAUGGAAGCGGCAGAGAUCAGCCUCGAGGAGAAGGACCAGAGGAUCGGAGAGCUGGACAGGCUGAUUGAGCGCAUGGAAAAGGAACGUCAUCAGCUGCAACUCCAGCUCCUGGACCAUGAAACAGAAAUGUCAGGGGAGAUAAUGGAUUCUGACAAGGAAAGGUAUCAGCAGCUGGAGGAGGCGUCUGCCAGCCUCCGGGAACGGAUCCGGCACCUGGACGACAUGGUGCAUUGCCAGCAGAAGAAAGUCAAGCAGAUGGUUGAGGAGAUUGAAUCAUUAAAGAAAAAGAUGCAGCAGAAACAGCUCUUAAUAUUGCAGCUUUUAGAAAAGAUCUCUUUCUUAGAAGGAGAGAAUAAUGAACUACAAAGCAGGUUGGACUAUUUAAUAGAAAUCCAGGCCAAGCCUGAGGUGGAGACCAGAGAGAUUGGAGUGGGCUGCGAUCUUCUCCCCAGCCCAACAGGUAGGACUCGUGAAAUCUCGAUGCCUUCCAGGAACUAUACCCCAUACACACGGGUCCUGGAGUUAACCAUGAAGAAAACACUGACUUAGGCACCUGGAGACACACACUUUGUACAGAUGGACAAAAGCCCUAGAACCAUGUGGCUUGAGGUCUGGGAAGGGUGACUACUGCUUCCUCCUAUACAAGUUUCAGCCACAAAGACUGCUGAGGUCCUGAUCUACUUCUAAAACAUGAAGGAAAAGUGGGGGAGGGCAGGAAAGAGAGCUUUCAAGGUCAUAUUUCAAACACCCAACCAUGCUUUACUGGGCCAUCAUUAGCUUUCCGAGUAGACACUGAAAUUCUGUCAGGAGAAUUCCCUCACAAUUCAUUUUCUGGUUUAUUAGCCUUUGGUUGGGAGGAAAAAGGGCAUUAAUUUGAAAUUUCAUGUUAUUCCCGCCAGGAUCAUUUGUUACAGCAUGAAGGUUUUAUUCACCCAUAAAAGUAUUAGAGGUGGUGUUUCUCUGGUGCCCAGAAGCCUGUCCACAGGCGCAGGGGCACCUGGGGAGACCUGACCCUGCCAGGGAAGGGUCCUCUCUCUUGGUGUCCAGGAUCUGUGUGGGGUUGUGGGAGCCAUGGGUGGAGACUGGCCUCCUGCAGGCACAAGUGCCUCAUUCCGAUGUGCUAAUCCCUUGGUUUAAUUUGUGCCUUAUGCCUUCAUGGGGCUCACCGAAAUCAGUGUAUUUAUUUCACCUGUGAUUUUUCUUUUUCCCUUUCUAACUGAAAGAGAAUUUUGUAUGUUGUGGACAUGUAAUCAUUUAAUGUUUUCAGUAUCAAUUGGUGUUUCUGUUAAAUGAAUAAUGUGUUCAUGCAUGCUCUACUUUGAUAUUAUAACCUAUGUCACAUAUGUUUAAUAAAUGCCAUAUAUUUUGU
Messenger RNA from Callorhinus ursinus (northern fur seal), 2302 nucleotides. It is a transcript of the gene MYZAP, whose product is annotated as myocardial zonula adherens protein. Gene Ontology annotation, biological process: intracellular signal transduction. The record is from RefSeq and is a predicted model, not a curated record. Gene Ontology annotation, cellular component: I band; intracellular anatomical structure. Lineage: Eukaryota; Metazoa; Chordata; Mammalia; Carnivora; Otariidae.